ACUCUUGCUCUGACUGCUUGACUGACACUGACUACAUUAUGGCCGCUUCGUUGCAACUGACCGCCGCGCAGGAGGCGGCGUGGGAUCAGUCCCGACAGCCCGCCAUCCUUGGGGUGGUGAUCACGAUGCUGGCGCUGGGCAAUCUGUCCGUCCCGAUGCGGUUCUGGGCGCAGUGGCGCAUCCAGAAGCGAGUGCUGCCGGAGGAUUACUGUCUCGUCGUGGCCCUAUUGUUCGCCAACGUCGUGUCGGCUGCCUUGCUGGUGGCCUGGUACAACGGGUUCGGGUUGCACGUCUGGCGGGUGGAAAUGGAGGAUCUGUCCAUGGGGCACCUGCGCAAUAUCUUUCUCAGCUUCUGGAUCACCGCCGUCUUCAACGGUCCCUCGCUCUUCGCCACCAAACUCGCCCUCCUCCUCUACUACCGCCGGCUGUUCAUCAUCAACCAGCGCUGGAUCCGCAUCGCCUGGUGGGCGAACCUCAUCUACGUCACGCUGUGGGUGGCCGGGUCAACAAUCUUCUACAUCCUGCAGUGUCUUCCCGCGCGCUAUUACUGGGAGCGCGUCGACCCGCAUUCCACGAUCACACAUGGGUCGUGCCCGCACAGCACCAACGUCAUCGGUGUCCCGCUGAUCCUGAACAUCCUCUCCGACGUGACCAUCCUCCUGCUCCCGGUCAUCACGGUGACGACCCUGCAGAUGCGCCUCACCCGAAAGAUCGGGCUGGCCGCGGUCUUCUCGGUCGGUGUUGCAGCCUCAGCCAGUGCCCUCGCCCGCGUCCUCGUCCUAGAAGUUGGCACAGACGUGCAAUCCGACGCGACGUACAACACGGUCGCCUUCGAGGUGCUGUGCGUGGUGGAGCUGAACCUGGCCAUCGUCUGCACGUGCGCGGUGCCCAUCGCCUCGGUUCUGCGCAUGGCGCGGACCAAGAGCCAGCACCACACCGACGGCUACGAGAUUCUGACCAAGACGCACUUCUCUACCAUCACCACCCACGAAACCGGUGGUGUGGGUGGGGUUCGGACGGCUAGCACCGAGCAGCUGCAUUACGCCACCGCGACGACCAGCUGCGCCACGAAACAAGAGGGGCGGUGGGAAGGAGGUUCAGCUAGCGAUGCUGUGGGGGCCCAUCAGAUAAUGGUGAAGGUGGAUGUAGAUGUGCGAUAG
Molecule: messenger RNA, 1160 nt
Organism: Aspergillus japonicus CBS 114.51
Lineage: Eukaryota; Fungi; Ascomycota; Eurotiomycetes; Eurotiales; Aspergillaceae
Exons: 4
Coding region: 39-1160 (373 amino acids)
Source: RefSeq, a predicted model, not a curated record